GUGUGUUUGUGUGUUCCAGCUCCUGGACAACGUUGAGAACAAAAUGAAAGGCACCUGUGUGGAGGGAACCAUCCCCAAACUGUUCAGAGGAAAGAUGGUGUCCUAUAUCCAGUGUAAGCACGUUGACUACCGGUCAGAGCGGAUAGAGGAUUACUACGACAUCCAGCUCAGUAUCAAAGGAAAGAAAAACAUCUUUGAGUCCUUUAAGGACUAUGUCGCCGUGGAGCAGCUUGACGGAGACAACAAAUACGACGCAGGAGAACACGGCCUACAGGAAGCGGAGAAGGGUGUGAAGUUCCUGACUUUCCCUCCCAUACUGCACCUGCAGCUGAUGAGGUUCAUGUACGACCCUCAGACCGACCAAAACAUCAAGAUCAACGACAGGUUUGAGUUUCCGGAGCAGCUUCCCCUGGAUGAGUUUCUCCAGAAGACUGACUCUAAGGACCCGGCCAACUACAUCCUGCAUGCCGUGCUGGUCCACAGUGGAGACAACCACGGAGGACACUAUGUCGUCUACCUCAACCCCAAAGGAGACGGAAAAGUCAGCGUCAAGGAGCCCAUCUGGUGUAAGUUUGAUGAUGACGUGGUGUCACGGUGCACCAAGGAGGAAGCCAUUGAACACAACUACGGUGGCCAUGACGACGACCUGUCAGUACGUCACUGCACCAACGCUUACAUGCUGGUGUACAUCCGCGAGUCCAAACUCAGUAAGUCACCUUGUGGUGGUGGUCUACCACUCAGUGAG
This is a messenger RNA of Oncorhynchus masou masou (cherry salmon), 745 nucleotides long. RefSeq names its product ubiquitin carboxyl-terminal hydrolase 7-like. The record is from RefSeq and is a predicted model, not a curated record. The transcript is spliced from 7 exons. The annotation marks the transcript as partial. Gene Ontology annotation, cellular component: cytosol; nucleus. Gene Ontology annotation, molecular function: cysteine-type deubiquitinase activity. Gene Ontology annotation, biological process: protein deubiquitination; regulation of protein stability. Lineage: Eukaryota; Metazoa; Chordata; Actinopteri; Salmoniformes; Salmonidae.